GGCGAAGCAGCUGUUAUCUCGCUACAUCCGUUUUAACUGCGAGCUGGGCGCGCGCAGCGGGCGGUGUUUUUCGCUACGGCGUGCUUCACACGAGGCGCUCCUCUGGUCCGGCGUCGCGCGCGCGCGCGUUGAGUGAUCACAGGGCAGCGACGGUCGCUCUCUCGCGCCCCCCGGAGACGCUGUGCACGGCCGCCACGGCGACGUGGUUCUGGGCCCGCGAUGGCUCACCAGAACGGCCCCACCACCAACGGGGUUCGGAUACGUCGCACCCGGAGCCUGGCUAACGCACUGCAGAUCCAGGAAUACGAAGCCAAAGAGCGCCGCCUCGCCCCCGACGCGCCGAUUCACAAGCCAUGCGACUCUUUAUUCAGCAGUUCCCGCGGAUGGACCAACUACCGUGGGCUCUUCAACUUUUGCAUCAUACUGCUGGUGUUAUCAAACAGCAGAGUGGCCUUGGAGAACCUUAUCAAGUAUGGAAUCUUAGUGGACCCAGGGCAAUGGGUGCGGUAUCUGCUACUGGAUCCCAGAAUAUGGCCUCCAGUUUAUGCUACACUUGGUCUUAACCUGUGCAUAUUGUGCUCGUUGGUCAUUGAAAAGCUGUUGGCUGCGGGCCGGGUGUCCGAAAGCGUGGCCAGGAACAUGCGGGUUCUCAACCUGUCUUCUAUCCUUCUCAUUCCACCUGUGGUGGUAUUCGUGUGGGACUGCAAUCCUGUUGCAUCAUCACUGGCAUUGGGUUGUGUGACACUGCUGUUCCUUAAGCUUGUCUCGUACCACAUGGUGAACCUGUGGUGCCGUCAACAGAGAGCAUCGCGCAAGCACCACCGGCGGAGGUCUUCGUCUGGCAAUGACCAGAUAACCCAGGGUGUGAAUGGACGCACCACCAAUGGCCACAUGACAAAGUUUGUCAUCUACCCUGAUAAUUUGAACCUGUAUGAUAUUUAUUAUUUCAUUUUUGUGCCAACCCUCUGCUAUGAGCUCAACUUCCCACGGUCAUCAAGAAUAAGGAAGCGCUUCCUGUUUCGCCGUUUUCUGGAAUCUUUAUUGCUGUUGCAACUGAUCCUGGCCCUGGCCCAGCAGUGGAUAGUACCCAUUAUGGAAAACUCACUGAAGCCUUUUCAGGAGAUGAAUUUCCCUGCAAUGCUUGAAAGGCUCCUUAAGCUGGCGGUUCCUAACAUACUAAUUUGGUUGCUUGCAUUCUAUUGGUUCUUCCAUUCAACGCUGAAUACAUUUGCUGAGCUCCUGCGCUUCGCUGACAGAGAGUUCUACAGAGACUGGUGGAAUGCAGACACUGUGCAGUAUUUUUGGCAAAACUGGAACGUUCCAGUGCACAGAUGGUGUCUGCGCCACCUCUACAAGCCUUUGGUUGCUGCUGGCAUGUCAAAAGGCCAGGCUUGUGUAAUGGUGUUCCUCCUCUCAGCAUUCUUUCAUGAGUACCUUGUCAGCGUUCCCCUGAAAAUGUUCAGAGUGUGGGCCUUUCUUGGUAUGCUUGCACAGGUGCCUUUUGCAUUUGUCAUUGACAACUGCUUCCGCAACCGGUACAACAACCUGGGUAACAUGGCUGUCUGGAUUUCACUCAUAAUUGGGCAGCCUUUGGCUAUAUUGAUGUACUAUCACGACUAUUACAUAAUCAACUAUGGGACAUCACGUACCUUGUGAUCAUAGUGUAUGCAAGCACAGCCUGCUACAGUAAUAAUGAUUAGCAGCUGGACCAGCUGUGCCAAUAUGUCAUAAUGAAUGUCAGAAUGGUGUAUACUCCAACUUUACACCUAACACUUUUGCAGGGCGCAAGUGCUGCUGUGAUACAUGGGUGUGUAGCAUGGGUGUGCAGCAUGUGCGUCACUUGUUUACCUUGAAAUGCAUAUAGUGAUCUUUUCUUUUUUUUCUGUCGCAGUCUUCAUGGAGAAUGCUUGAUAGCAACUUAUCAAGCAGGAUACACAACGUGCACUGUAGCACUCACAUGUUCGCACCAAUACUGUUGCCUUGUUCAUGAAACUAGUUAACUUUCCUAACUUCAUAUGAAAUGUGCAUGCACUUUAAAAGAGAAGCUUCAUUACUUCCUUUUUGUAUCGAAAUUAAUCUAACCUCUUAGAUUAUUCGCAUUUCUGUUUUUCAGUUUGCUAAACUGAAAGGGACCCAUGUACUCUUGCUAAAGAACAACAAAUGUGACAUUGGUUUUCAAAGUUUUCUAAGCAGGAGAAAGGCCUUUAAGCAUGGGAACACAUCUUUAAACAUAUUAGUAACUUGUCCUGUUCUUCAUAACCUAGUCUUAUGGUCAGUAAUGGUGUUUUGUGAACACCAUUUACCUGGGGCAAAGAGGAGCGACUGUCUUGCGUGUAGAUGAAAUUGCUACUCAAACUUUGCCCUAAAUAUCUCUUACGCACAUUAAAACAAUAUCUAAAACCAGCAAGAAUGUUGGAAUUUUCUAAAUUAUAAAUAUAAGGUGCAGUGGUAACGUGACUUGAAUGAGCUGCUUUGAUUACUUAGUGGCAGCUCUGCUAGGGCUUUUAUUGCCAGCAAGGCAUGAAAACGCUGAACUGUUGAGCGUGCACCUCGAGUAGCCUGAAGCGUUCAAUGGGGAGUCUGCUUCAUACUGCAUAUAGUAGUUUCAAGUUGUGCUUCUCAGAUAAAGAUGUUUCUGACCAGUUUUUUUUUUUUUCACUUUUGCACAUUAAGUUUUAUGGCCGCUUGGCAAGCCCAACAGUUUUACAUGUUUGCUUAGCAUGUACAAUACUUAUUAAGCAAAAAUGUUUUACUUUCCAGCCACGACUGAAACCAGCUGUUGCUAGUUCAGUGUAGGCUUUUUUUAUUAAUUGGCAGGCUUAUUUACUUGCAUGGUACUCUUUUCAUUGUCUUCAUAAAUUUGGUCUGUGUGUUCUGUUUAUUUCCAUCUGUACAACCUAGAAACAUUAGCUAAACUUCCCUUUGAAAGUCAUGUUUAAAAGCCCUGCAAUGUCAACUACACAGCUUAGGCUUUAAAAUUUCAUAAAGACAAACCAAGUAGAUGCUGUUGAUCUCUAGAAGUGUGACUGUAAAAACUACUGUCUGAUAACUUGUCUGCUUUGUAAAGAGUGCAUUAAGAAUAAAAGGAUGCUGUAAGUUCGUAUCUUACUUCAACCCAGUGCACUAACUUAAGAAUUUGAGGCUGAAAUGCAUUUAAAAAGACACUUAGUUUUCAUAGAACUUCACAGGUUUCUGUUCAUACUAGAAGUGCAAAUGCUAUUUAUGUGAAGUAGGAACCAACUUGUCAUAAAGCUGUGCAUCAAGUAUACAAUAUACAAGGUAUUGGAAAAUGCCAGUGCCUUAAAUAUAAAUCUGCAUGUGAAGUAGGAACAGUAGUGCAAUGCAAUGCACCUGGUCUCAUGUUCUAUGUCUUUAAUCUACAUAAUGACCCUCUUUGGCUCAUACUAAUGCAUUCUUGGGUGCCAAGAAGCAGUUUUCUAAUGACGGAACUAGAAACGGGUGUGAUUUUUGUGCCGUGCUUCUGCAGAUGUUGCUUUUUAAAGUGGUAACCAAUAUGUUGUGUGACAAACUAUAUGGUGUCUAUUUACACAAUUCAUUAUGGCACUAACCACAUAAACUGUAGUUCGUCGCAGCAAGCUGAUAAUAUUUCUCUGCAUCAUGUGUAUCAGAUGCUGUUCAGUGUACCCCAUUUGUGCAAUGCAGUCAAACCUCGAUAUAUAGAACACGGAUAUAUCAAAUUAUUGCGUAUAUCGAACACUUUUUAUAUCACCUAGAAAAUCGCAUGCAUUUAAUUUUUUUUUAUUAUUAUUUCGAACGGGGUUGGAUGUAUAAUAGAUGUGUCAAACUCCGCCACCCCAGACCAUGUGUGCUGUGUUGACAGGCGGUGAGCUUUCCCGCAACACCUGUUGAAGAUAGCAGUGGCGUGAUGGGCGUUCCCAACUGCUGCGCACCACAUCGAUUGCACUGAGGGCGCCAUUUUAAUGUAGCGGCGUACACACGCAGCGGCCGUGGCUAGUUCUACCACCAUAUUUAAAAACGUUGGUUCUACCAAGUUCCACGACGUGAACGAUUCAUUGCAUUUGUUGCACCGACUACUCCUCGGUGCUGUGCUCUGCCCUGCUGCGCCUCACGAGAACUGGCAGUUUGCAUCCGCAAGGACGCACGACAGCGCGCGCUGACUGGGUUCACUCAUAGACGCCUUAAUUUGCAGAUGCCACUUGGUUAUUGAGUGUUUCAAAAUGCUUCGAUUGACGGACAUGGAGAUGGCAGCAGAAGUAGUGGCCCAACAAAGACGCUGCCAAGGUUGAUCCCCCAAGCGCUGAUGUUGCCCCGCUCCCAACUUUGACUGAAGCUGUAGCCAUAGCUGUAGCUGCUUUGGCCCUUCUACGCCGCUGCUGCAACGCAAUAGAGGGCACCAGCCUAUCGCUUGUGAAUCAUUCAGACUAUGUUGAGGACUCCAUGUUAAAACAUACAGUGCCAAUAAGAAGCAGGCAACACUGCUGCAGUACUUUCAGCCAAACAAAUGCUUUCUGUGAGGCUUCAAGUGAGUAUUUACUGUGCCAUGAUUGGAUUUGCAUAAGUUUUUGACGUGUUUUUUAAUGUUAUUUUAUAUAUUGAAUUCUGGAUAUAUCGAACUAUUUCGCGAUCACAGCGCUGUUCGAUAUAUCGAGGUUAGACUGUAUUUUGUUGUUGUUGUUGUUGUAAGUGUGUAAGUAGACAGCUGUUAAAAUGGAAAUUCUUCUGGUCAUACCACUCACUGAAAAACACAUGCUUGUGUUAUUCCACAUUGUAAGCCAACAUUUUUUAUAUCGAGCAAAUUUUUAAAAAAGCCCUUUAUUCCCCCCCUGCCCAAAGUGAUAGCCUCAAAUAUGUUUAAUUUACAAGAUCUUGCAUUGUGGUGGUACAUUGCAUACAGUAAUUCACCAUGUCAUUCAUGAUUAGAAGGUUGUCAGGUUGGGGUAGUUGGUAGUCCAUUAUUGUUACAGAAGUGUGUAUAGCAUGAAGCAGGAAGCAGGAUGAUGAAAGACGAACAUGUGCUCAAGUUGGAAGUUAGUAUUUGGUUUUACUUUCAUGGUGGUGCCCUUAGCAUCUCACUAUACACCUCGACAAUAAAAAUCCAAUUGAACAUGUACUACCUUGAUCCACGUUACCAGGAAAAAAUUAUUCAAGCAGUAUUUUUUUUUCAUACUGCUCCUGCAUUGGUUGCACCUACUUAGCUGAUAGCUUUGACAGCAGGUCCCCACCUAGUGGUGCUCUAGCAGAAACAUGCUCCAGUGCAAUUUUCUUUAUUUUGUGGUUUGAAUUGACUUGCAUUGUGUGCCUUUUAGCUGAUACAUGGAAUUCCUUACUCAUCCAAGGCUAGCACAAAUGGUCUCCCUAAUUUGUUGCAUUAAAUAUAAACAAAAAUUGUGGCAAUGUAUAUUUUUUUGCUAAGUAACCAAAUAUAUAUUGUGUGCUGUGAACAGCUAAUCCUCACAUAUUUUAGAACAUGUCAUUCUCCAAAAGUUGGGAAUCUGUGCGAUGUCACGUGAAAGUUGUAUGCGACAUUUUUUUUCCUGAGUGAAGGGCAAGUUAUUGUCCUCAGUGCUCUAAUCUCUGGCUUAGUCCGUGGCUGACUGCAGCUGUUCCAGUAUAUGGACAGUGCCAUGCUUAAUUUUUUCUUUCAGUGCAUUCUCUUGUAGUCUUUAAGAAAAAGUGUAAGCCCUAGAUUUGACCUUAGCUAGAUUGGUGUCUUUCAUUGACAAGGACAACAGCUGGAUGUAGGCAGGGAUAAAUUUGCAUCUCAGCAUGUGCCUUGCAGUAGAAAACGCUCAUAUCAAACGAUUGUGGGCCAAGAAUAAAAUUGGGAAAGUUCUU
Dermacentor albipictus is the source of this 5817-nucleotide messenger RNA. Its product is annotated as diacylglycerol O-acyltransferase 1-like. The record is from RefSeq and is a predicted model, not a curated record. Gene Ontology annotation, cellular component: endoplasmic reticulum membrane. NCBI's taxonomy places the organism in Eukaryota, Metazoa, Arthropoda, Arachnida, Ixodida, Ixodidae. Gene Ontology annotation, molecular function: diacylglycerol O-acyltransferase activity. Gene Ontology annotation, biological process: triglyceride biosynthetic process.